UAUGUAUGGUCCUGACGCAUGCUCGGUUAAAUAUCCACAGGAUCUACUUUAAAUCACUCAGAAGACAACGCUCCAUCGAAGGGCUGAGGACAUCCACGCUCCUCUUCCAUUUCUUAAAUUAGCCCUACAAAGCUUCGCGAUACCGCCCCCAAUUUCAGUGUCGGUACGGAGCCGCCAGGCCGGGACAGAGACGGAGAGAGAGCCCUCGGCCAUGGAAGCGCUCGGACCCGGCCCGCCUGCCCCUACCUCCCUCUUCCAGCCUCCGCGGCGGCCCGGCCUGGGCACCGUGGGGAAGCCCAUUCGGCUGCUGGCCAACCACUUCCAGGUGCAGAUCCCCAAGAUCGACGUCUACCACUAUGACAUCGACAUCAAGCCUGAGAAGAGGCCACGCAGGGUCAACAGAGAGGUGGUUGACACCAUGGUCCGGCACUUUAAGAUGCAAAUCUUUGGGGACCGGCAGCCUGGAUACGAUGGCAAGAGGAACAUGUACACCGCCCAUCCACUGCCCAUCGGACGGGACCGGGUGGAUCUGGAGGUGACGUUGCCGGGCGAGGGGAAGGACCAGACCUUCAAGGUGUCAAUCCAGUGGGUGUCUGUGGUGAGCCUGCAGAUGCUGCUGGAAGCCCUCUCCGGCCACCUCAACGAGGUCCCCGAGGACUCCGUACAGGCCCUGGACGUCAUCACGCGACACCUGCCCUCCAUGAGAUACACCCCAGUAGGCCGUUCCUUCUUCUCCCCGCCGGAGGGUUACUACCACCCCCUGGGGGGCGGGAGGGAGGUGUGGUUCGGCUUCCACCAGUCCGUCCGGCCCGCCAUGUGGAACAUGAUGCUCAACAUCGACGUCUCUGCCACUGCCUUCUACCGAGCCCAGCCAGUCAUCGAGUUCAUGUGUGAAGUGUUGGACAUCCAGAACAUCAAUGAACAGACCAAACCCCUCACAGACUCGCAGCGCGUCAAGUUUACUAAGGAGAUUCGAGGGUUGAAAGUGGAGGUCACUCACUGUGGUCAGAUGAAGAGGAAGUACAGAGUGUGCAAUGUCACCCGCCGCCCGGCCAGCCAUCAGACGUUCCCUCUCCAGUUGGAGAACGGCCAGGCCAUGGAGUGCACCGUGGCCCAGUACUUCAAGCAGAAGUACAGCCUGCAGCUCAAGUACCCCCACCUGCCCUGCCUACAGGUGGGACAGGAACAGAAGCACACCUACCUGCCCCUGGAGGUUUGUAACAUAGUAGCAGGCCAGCGCUGCAUUAAGAAGUUGACAGACAACCAGACGUCCACCAUGAUCAAAGCCACCGCCCGCUCCGCCCCCGACAGACAGGAGGAGAUCAGCAGGCUGGUCAAAAGCAACAGCAUGGUGGGUGGGCCGGACCCCUACCUGAAGGAGUUUGGCAUCGUGGUGCACAACGACAUGACGGAGGUGACGGGUCGCGUGCUCCCUGCGCCCAUGCUGCAGUAUGGGGGCCGGGUGAGUAGUGACACGGGCAGGGACUGUGGCAGGGGACUCUCUCCCCAGAACAAGACGGUGGCCACGCCCAACCAGGGCGUCUGGGACAUGAGGGGCAAGCAGUUCUACGCCGGCAUCGAGAUCAAGGUCUGGGCCGUCGCCUGCUUCGCCCCUCAGAAGCAGUGCCGAGAGGACCUGCUCAAGAGUUUCACAGACCAGCUGCGUAAGAUCUCCAAGGACGCGGGCAUGCCCAUCCAGGGCCAGCCGUGCUUCUGCAAGUAUGCCCAGGGAGCGGACAGUGUGGAGCCCAUGUUCAAGCACCUCAAGAUGUCCUACGUGGGCCUGCAGCUCAUCGUCGUCAUCCUGCCCGGAAAGACGCCCGUCUACGCGGAGGUGAAGCGCGUGGGCGACACGCUGCUGGGCAUGGCCACCCAGUGCGUCCAGGUGAAGAACGUGGUCAAGACGUCUCCUCAGACCCUCUCCAACCUCUGCCUCAAGAUCAACGCCAAGCUGGGGGGCAUCAACAACGUCCUGGUGCCACACCAACGCCCCUCUGUGUUCCAGCAGCCGGUCAUCUUCCUGGGUGCGGACGUGACCCACCCCCCUGCGGGCGAUGGCAAGAAGCCGUCCAUCGCGGCGGUGGUGGGCAGCAUGGACGGCCACCCCAGUCGCUACUGCGCCACCGUGCGCGUGCAGACCUCGCGACAGGACCUGUCCCAGGAGCAGCUCUUCAGCCAGGAGAACUCGCGUCAGCAGGAACAAGCAAAUCAGGAACAGCUCUUCAACCAGGAGGUCAUCCAGGACCUGACUAACAUGGUGCGGGAGCUGCUCAUCCAGUUCUACAAGUCCACGCGCUUCAAGCCCACGCGCAUCAUCUACUACCGCGGAGGAGUGUCCGAGGGACAGAUGAAGCAGGUGGCGUGGCCGGAGCUGAUUGCCAUCAGGAAAGCGUGCAUCAGCCUGGAGGAGGACUACCGGCCCGGCAUCACCUACAUCGUGGUCCAGAAGAGACACCACACCCGCCUCUUCUGCUCCGACAAGGCCGAGAGGGUGGGGAAGAGUGGCAACGUCCCAGCAGGCACCACGGUGGACAGCACCAUCACGCACCCCUCCGAGUUCGACUUCUACCUGUGCAGCCACGCCGGCAUUCAGGGCACGAGUCGUCCUUCCCACUACCACGUGCUGUGGGACGACAACUGCUUCACGGCGGACGAGCUUCAGCUGCUCACCUAUCAGCUGUGCCACACCUACGUGCGCUGCACGCGCUCCGUCUCCAUCCCCGCCCCCGCCUACUACGCCCGCCUCGUGGCCUUCCGCGCCCGAUACCACCUGGUGGACAAGGACCACGACAGUGCGGAGGGUAGCCACGUGUCGGGCCAGAGUAACGGUCGAGAUCCGCAGGCAUUGGCCAAGGCGGUCCAGAUUCACUAUGACACCCAGCACACCAUGUACUUCGCCUAACCAACACACCCCAACCAGCAAAGAGACAAGAGACCUUCCCUUUCUCUCUCUCUCUCUCUUUCGCUCUCUCUCUUUCGCUCUCUCUCUCUCUCUCUCUCUCUCUCUCUCUCUCUCUCUCUCUCUCUCUCUCUCUCUCUCUCUCUCUUUAACACAAAACAAAUCUAUUUCGUUCAUCUACUUUUCUUUACUUUUUGUUUCUUUUUUGUUUUCGAUCAUUUAUAAUUCUGUCUCUCGCUCUCUCUCUGUCUCCUAUUCUCUGUCUCUACGUGUGUGCGCGUGUGGCUUUUUUCUCUGCGACGGAGAUGUUCUGUAAAGCCAGAGUUGCGGGGAUGGUCGUCUGUCCAAGUCCAGCAGACACCUCCCCCCGCCCCUCCCCCCCAAUGACAGAACCUCCGUCUUGUACCAGCAAUCCAGCACUGAGAGGCUUUUGGGUUUUUGAAAUUGCACACAGAAAAACAAAAUCGGAAAAAGACACAAAAAAAAAAUCCCACACAUGCACGCUCGAAAAACCCAAGUGGAGCCAUUUUUUUUCCCCUACAUUUUGAAUGUUGAAAUGUAUUGUCAAUCAUUUAUUUUUGUGGUUCUUUUAUGGUUUUAAUUUUCAUUUUCAUUUUGUAAAGAAUUCACUGAGCGCAAGUGGCACCUGCCCCGCUGCCCAGCGGGUGGCAGGUGAAGCUUUGGGCUCUCUCAGCUAAGCAGGACUCUCUUCACUCUUACCUCAAGCCCCACGGGGCAACAGAAAUGUCACAAAAUGUCUAUUGGGCAGCAAGCGGGCGGGCGGGUGAGGGGAGGGUGGGUUAGUUAUACGGUGGGGCAUUUUAAACUUUCAAAGGUGAUGACAAUGAUUUCUUUUCCUUCUUAUUAUCUCUAUCUAGCUCUCUCUCUCUCUCUCUCUCUCUCUCUCUCUCUCUCUCUCUCUCUCUCUCUCUCUCUCUCUCUCUCUCUUACUCUUUGUUCGUUCCUUUUUACAACUGUGUUUUAACUUUUUUCUCCUCUACAAAAUCUUUUACAAGCGAGGUGACCUGGGUAGCUCAUUGCCCAUUGCUACUACUCCUACUAUCUCCUGUUCAGCGAAAACUAGCUGCAAGUGCUGGUGUGCGUGUGUGUGUCUGUGUGUCUGUACGUGUGUGUGUCUGUGGGUCUGUGGGUCUGUGUGCAUGUGUGUGUGUGCAUGAAGACGUGUGCGUUUCAUGGCAGGCCACUGAAUUGUAAAGGGAAACCAAGGAGAUAACUGCUGUACAUGCCUCAGUUGUUGUUUUUAUAUUUACACACGCAUAUAUAAAUAUAUAUGAAUAGUAACGUCUAUAUAAACGUCUUUUCGGUAGAUUUUACUGACUUGCAUAAGCUGUCGGUGGUUUUGUAGCAGGCUCAAGUAUUGUGUUCCUUUAGAAAAAAAAAAUGAAAAAAAUUAAAAAGGCGUGUGUGUGGCAGGCUUCGAACAGGCAUUCUGGAAGUCACACUCGUUGCCGCGGCGACGUGAUGUCCAGGGUGACGACCGUGUGCUGUCGUUUUGGGUUUUUUUAACACAGCAACGAGGUUGAGGUAUGAGGAAAUGGGCAGACGUUGUUGCAUUUUGACAUUUUCAGGUGAAUUGCAACCGCUAGUCUGGUCAGCUAAGCGCUAAGACCCUUUUGGUCUUCCUGGUUUGAAGGUUUUGUCUUGUUGUCGACGUGGCAGGGCAAGGCAAGCAGUGGGCACUCACAAUCUAUCUCUCUUAUUUUCCACCCCUCACACCUUUUAUGCAUUUAUGAAUUCAGAUCAGAUUUGUAAGAGUUUAAUAUAAAUAAGAGACUUUUUGUGACUUAUCUUAACUGUUCUUAGAGUUAGAAAAUGCAUCGUUGUUGCUCUUGUUAACUGUUGUUGUUUAUUAUAAAUGAUCGUGAUGGUGAUGAGUUUGGGAGAGGAGAGCAACGCAACGAUGUUGGAGAUUGGAGGCUUGUUGAGUUGAAGACGCUUGCGGUGCUCUCGGCAGAGUUGAUUUAUUUAUAGUUGUGUGCAGGUCUGUUUGUGGGACGUGCGUGCAUGAGUAGUGUUGUUGGAUAGCGGGGUGGGCCAGGGGAGUAUACUAAGAACAUGGGUUAAGUGAUGAACCAGACUUCGUUAACCUACAGUAAGUGGUAAACUUACUAAUAGAUAUACCAGCAGGUGUCAUUUAGUUAAGAAGGCUCCAGGCUCUUCUAUUAGAUGAUUUACAUCAACCACAAGGUUAACUUAACCUGGGGCCUAUACUGAGGAGCUGGUUCAGGAGUAAACUAGGCGAAGUCAAGAGGUAAAUCAUCUAAUAGAAGAGCCUGGAGUCACCAUUGAGGCUCUUCUAUUAGAUGGUUUGCCUCUUAACUCCUGAACCAGCUUCUUAUACCUCUCUGGUUUACUCCUGAACCAGCUUCUUAGUAUCCCGCCCGGGCGUUUUGGAGAGAGGGAUUUGGGUUCGAGAGCUUGCUCUCCUUUCAGCUUCUGAUGGCUGUUCUUUUAACUCUGUAGAUGGAGUCGGUUUGUACGUUAGACUUUGACUAAGCUUUGACUAUUUAGACUUUUCUUGUUUUUGUUUUUAUUAUUAUUAUUAUUAUUACUAUUAUUUAGUUAACCUUUAUCCUCACAUCGACUUCUCGUCCUAAAGAGUGGACACGUGGUCGUUCAAUUGCACUGUUUCAGGAUCUUGCCAACUGGUUUCGCAGAGGCAUUUCUCUUCUCCUUCUCUUUUUCUUUUCUUUUUUUUGGUUCUUUGUUGUUUUUAGGUUGCAGAUCAUUUGCUUGUAUGUUUUAUUAAAUGGUUGAAUCAUUAUGUUUGGCAGAGUGCAACUUUUCAAAAAGUGACAAUCAUCAGAGUUUAAAGGAGAUGAAAUAAAAACUAGCAGAAGCUGACGAGCAAGAAACGAAGGAAGCAGCAGACAGUGGUUUUUCAGUUUUUACACUUAACAAAAAAAACAAAAAACAAAAACAGUUUCUAUCCUUAUCGUGUGUAUUUGACCAUGUGUAUCUAUAUCUAUUGCUAAGUCUGUACUUCUAAAUGUUGGUGUUCCCUUUUUUGAUUUAUUUGUGUAAAAACGUGGAGAAAACGUUGAAAAAUAAGCCGAUUUUUAAUGCCAGCCAUUGGUUCAUUCAGUCUUCAUAAGCACUGCCCCUCACUGAUUGGAUGAUUAACUUGCCAGAAAGGGAGGAGUCCCUUAAUGGGCUCUGCUUAUUGGCUUGUUGGUUUUCGCGUAGAGGUGUCCAUUUGUACGUGUGUGGGGUGGGGUUGUGGGUAGGGCCUGAUGCCUAUGGGUGUGGUCAGUGUACGGGGUGGGGUAUGAUGAACUAGUGGGUGUGGUCUGUGUACUGUGUUGUGGGAGGGUCUAGUGGGCGUAGGUGUGGUCAUUGUAAGGGGACGGCGGGGGGGCGGGGGGCUCCACGCCCCCGGCAGGGAGGGCGGCGUUCGGCAGAAACCCUUUUGUAAUAAACCACCGGUUAAAGCAGCAGGUUUGCUAUGAAUGAGUUUGAGCGCCGCACCUCCGGGGGGGCGUAGAGAACCCCGACCCGGACCAAGAUGGCGGGGUGGGGGAUAGAGGGAAGUAGAGAUGGAGAGGAGGGUGGGCAACUUGGAUUCAUCAGUUGGUACAAUCGUGAUGAAGCAGUGCUGCUUUUGCUAGGCAGCGAGCAUGCACACUUUCUAACCAGAAUGCAUCAAACUGGCAAAGUGUGCAUGCCCACUGCCUAGCAAAAGCAGCACUGCUUCAUCACGAUCAUGCCCAGUGCCACUUAUUCCAAGUGAGCAGGUUUUACCUGUCCAAUUGAAAAAGGCCAAUGCCAGGUGGUGUGCUUACCUGUUUGAGUUGGACAGGUAAAACCAGGUAGCUUGGAAUAUGUGACGCUGGAGUGAAUGUAGUGUUACCUGGCUGCUCAUUACUACAUUAGGCAUUUCAUGGCCCAAGGCCUCCUCUUCUCGAAAACCACACAACCUCUCCCAAUGCUGGCUCCACCAUUUCCUCACAAAAUACACCUCAAUUUCCUAUCAGGUGUUGUCUUUUUUUUUCCACUUUCAAACUCAUCACUGCAGAAGCAAUAUAAACCCGACCUAAUGUUUCUUGAUAUUGCUUUUUGUUUUCUCUUUUCAAAAAAGGCUGUAACUGCUUGUUCUGUAUGUUGCCAUGACUGUUGGUUUGAUCCCUUACGAUGUGCGUAUUUCUUGUGCUAGUUUUUUAAUUUUGACUUCUUUUCUAUCUUUCCUCAUGUGUUGCUCGUCUCAAUCAGUGGACAAAAAUGUGCUUUUUUGAUGGAUUAGAUCUUUAGGCUUCGUUAAAUCGUUUAAACGACAAAAAAAACCUUUUUAGACCUUGCUCGCUUGCAUGCCAGAGUUAUUUGUCCUUUAUGAUAAAAAUCAAGAAGAGUAAACUCUUAUUAGAGAUUAUUUAUUAUGACAAACAGAAAGAUCUUAUAAAAGUUUCUCUUUUUUUAAAGACAAUAAAAACAAUAAAAAGUAUGUCAAAGUA
Messenger RNA from Engraulis encrasicolus (European anchovy), 7368 nucleotides. It is a transcript of the gene ago4, whose product is annotated as argonaute RISC component 4. Gene Ontology annotation, molecular function: protein binding; single-stranded RNA binding; RNA endonuclease activity. NCBI's taxonomy places the organism in Eukaryota, Metazoa, Chordata, Actinopteri, Clupeiformes, Engraulidae. The transcript is spliced from 20 exons. The coding region runs from base 212 to 2902 and encodes 896 amino acids. Gene Ontology annotation, biological process: regulatory ncRNA-mediated post-transcriptional gene silencing. The record is from RefSeq and is a predicted model, not a curated record.